Molecule: messenger RNA, 2542 nt
Organism: Prorocentrum cordatum
Lineage: Eukaryota; Dinophyceae; Prorocentrales; Prorocentraceae
Source: the annotation of a GenBank genome assembly
AGCCUCGGGCCGGCGGUUCCGGGGCAAGCAGGCCAUGCCCCUCCCCGUCGGCAACGUCGACGGCGCGGGGGCUGCUCUCGCGCCAGCGUCGGAGCUGGGCGGCGGCACCCCCGCGCCCCUGGUAGAGGUUGCCGACGGGCAUGGCUGGCUGUGCAGCGACCUGGCCUGCUGGGACGGGGCCUUCGCCUUCGGUACCGAGCCGCGCUCCGGCCAGCCACCGCGUGUCGGGCUGCGUGGGCGCGGCGGGCACGGCAUCACCACCGACCGCAGCGGAGGUCAUCGCCCUGUGGAGCUCGUCGAGCUCGGUCGCGUGGCGGGGUGGCGCGAGGCCAAGCUGCUGGGGGCCUCCCGUCUCCGUGGCGGUGGCGAGCAGCUCGAGGAGAGGUUGCUCUACGACGGGCCACCUCGGCCGCCCGCGUUGGUGCCCUCCACGGCCCGAGCCGAGGCGGCCGAGGUCGACGACCUCCGCGCGUGCUGGAUCGACUGCGACGACGCGGGGGUCAGGUACAAGGAGUGGAGGAAGGUGCUACAGGAUGCCGCACAGGAGAGCGUCCAGACUGCUGGGCUCAGAGGGCCCCCGGCGCGCCCCCCCGUCUGCAGGAAGUUCCACGAGCACGGCGAGGCGCCUAAGGCCUGGUUCGCCGAGUGGGCUCGCGAGGUCGGCAUCUCGCGCAAGGACCGGGCCUGGCACGAGGUCGAGUGCCUCAUCGAGUGUCUCUUGCUGGCCGGCAGCUACGACCAGCUGAGCGCGGGGGCCGUCGCGGCCCUGGAGGUGGUCGCCCGGCGGCUGCUGCGGCACGUGGAGGCCUACGCGGAGGGCGCGGACAAUCCCAUUUGGAGCGCGGCGAAGCAGUUCAGCGCCACCUCCUCGGCCCUGGACCUCGCCCCCGAGGAGAUGGGCAUGUGCGCCGCGCGCCGGGAGAAGGACGAGCUGGAGCUGGAGAGCCUCCGUGUCCUGGUCCGCGCGCGCGCGGCCGCCGGCCACAUGACGCUGGGCGCCGAGGGUGGCGAUGGCCCGACCGUCGCCCGCGAACCCCACAGGGCCCGUGCCUUCCUGCCUCUCCCUCCUCUGAGCGUCGUGGGCAUCCCCGCAGCCGCCGCGGGCGGGAGGCGCAGGCGGCUGCUGCGAGAGAUCAACGCGGCCAUCGAGGCGCUGAAUUGGAUGCGCAGAGGGGAUCAUCGGCCUGCCCCACGGCAGAUGUCGGCGUCCACCGAGAAGAAGAUGUUGGGCCUGCAGGCUGAUGUGCGGCAGUGCGUCGUGGAGGCGGCCUCCCGCUGGUGCGACGUUGACAGCGCCGUCGGCGAAUGUGAAACCUUGGCCAGGCUCUUGAAGGGGCGCUCGGGCUAUGCGCCGGCGCCUUCAUGCAGUGUCGGGUCCUACGAGUACUCGAAGGUAUCUAUGCCGAGUGACUUGCAUGACUCGCCGUCGCUCAUCUCGAUGUUGCCUUCGGAGGCGAGGAAGCACCUCGAGGAUUUUGAAAAGCGCAUGAUCCGGCCCGCGCAGGAGUCGGAACUAAUUCAACAACAUGAAGGGGUGCCGGGCUGUCACGCCGACCCGGCGCUGCAGAAGGAUCCUCGUGCGAGAGUCGGCAUGGCGACCUUCGCUCGAGAAACGGCCUGCGUGCUGGGCGUCUUCUUCGCCGCCAAGAAGGCCGACAGGCUCGGGCUGAUCGUCGACUGCCGGCGAGCCAACCAGCUGUUCCAGAAGCCUCCAGGCGUCGCCCUCCUGAGCGGCGAGGGGUUGUCCAGGGUGGAGAUCGACGACCCCGGGGGCCUCCUGCAGGGCCUGCCGGGCCACCUCGGCGCCGGGGACGUCGCGGACUGCUUCCGCAGGAUGAGGUUGGUGAAGACGGCGGGGGGCGACAUUCGGCGUUACUUUUGCUGGCCGCCCCUCGCGCCCAAGUGCGCGGGCGUCUCCGAGGUCGACGGCGUGGCUGCGAGGCCGGACGAGAGAUCAGGCCACUACAUGUGCGUUGACAACGCUGGCGUGCUCUCCUUCGACGGCGACCUGGUGGGUCGCGCUGUGGCGGAGGCCCAGAUGAACUUUGACGCCGACGCGCUGCGCUUCCACGAGAUGGAGGUUUUCGACCACGGCGGGCCGUCCUUGGGCUGGCAUCUCGACGGCGACGCCCGAUUCGCCCGGCCCAGCGACAAGCGUUUCGCUCUGGUGCGCCGUGGCGUCCGGGCGCUGCUUCGGCUGAGGGGGGUUUCUGGCUGGCAGGUCGAGGCCGUCCUCGGACACGUCGCUUUCUCGUGUUUGAUGCGUCGGGGGCCCCUCUCGAUCUUCCACGCGGUGUAUCGUUUCGUUCGGGAGUCCUACACGAAGUUCCAGCGGCUGCGGGACUCGCCGUGGGCGCCCUGCGUCUACGCCAGCGACGCGAGCCUCCACGGCUUCGGCGCCUCCCAGUCCUUCUGGUCGCAUCGGGGCGUGGCCGAGGUCGGGCGCGCGCCGGAGCUCAGUCGCCACCGCCUGGGCGGCGCCCGGGCCCUAGAGCACGCUUUCGAGGCCGCCGGCUUCAAGGUGGACCCUGAGAGCGGCGAC